Molecule: messenger RNA, 2944 nt
Organism: Linum trigynum
Lineage: Eukaryota; Viridiplantae; Streptophyta; Magnoliopsida; Malpighiales; Linaceae
Source: the annotation of a GenBank genome assembly
CAACGUCUAAAGCAGUUGCCACUUGCUACCUCCGUCUUCGUAGCCCAUGUCUUCUUUGCUUUGCUUCCGUCCGUCCGUCUAUAUAUAAACGAAAAGAUCGAGUCAGAAAAUAAAAAAAGUACAACAAAAUAAAUAAUUAAUUAAUUCCGCCCUUUUUUUUUGUUCCGUAUAAUAAUAGCCUGUGUUGCUGCUACUGUUCGCCCAAUCAAUCCCCAAUUCGUGCUCUCUUCUUUCUUGUUCCUGCUCAAAAAUCUCCCACACUCUUGUUCGAAUUUCCCAUUUUCCCAAUCUCCUUCUUCAUUCCUUUCCCCUCUUUUUCUUUUCUUUUCUUUUCUUUUCUACUGGUUUCGAUUUCUUUUCUAUGAAUCCAAACAGCACCAAUUCUUCCUCCUAACCCUCUUUCUUCACUUGUUUCCUUCCUCUUUCAACUGGAUCCGCUCGCCUAAUCCUGCUGUACAGCCCACUGACUUCUUCUGGUAAAAAUCUCUCUCUCUCUGAUUUCCUGUACUUCAGAUCUAGGCUUCGAUUUUAAAUUUUGUUUGUUCUCUUCCGUAUCCGCGGAUCUGUGGCCAUCCGGCUGCAGUUCUCUGCACGGGAUCUCGAUCUGGAGACGGCAGAGGAGCCCUAUGGUGGUUCCCAAGCUCGCCUGCCAUGGAGUCCGCUUCUAUUCGUAGUGUUUUUUUUUUUCCUGUUUCGAAAUCGGUGUAGACUUGGAGAUACCGGCGCUCUUCUGUUCCCCAGUCUGAACGCGUGAAUUUGUUUCUUGGCUGGGGUUUGAAUUUCGGAAGGGCAGUGGCCUAAUUGCUCUGGUUAUUUUCUUUUUUUGCUGCAGGAAUCCAACGGUUCGAAAAAAGUUAUUAAGAGUUCGAAGAGAUAGUAAAGAAGGAAAGAUGAAUCACUUUGUGAUCCAGCAGAGCGCUUUCUCCAGGAGGGAAGAGAUCAGGAGGAGCGCCGCCGGAGCUCAGAUCUCCGAGCGUCGGGAGGCGGUUGUUUGUCCUAAGCCACGGCGUCUUGGUCUGCUCGCCGACACUGCGAACGACCACCCGCUUCGGUCUCUCAGAUGGCAGCUCAGCCACCAGGCCGAGAUCUGCGAUGCAAAAGCAGGGAAUGAUCUUCUCGACAUCAUCCUUUCUAAGGGUGAUGGCAACGUUGGCAGGGAGCAACCAUACCCACAACACGUAGCGACGUCGCCCCCCUUUUUUUCCGGGUCGCCGCCGAGGAGAGUAGCUAACCCAUUAAUUCAGGAUGCUCGAUUUGGAGGGGAGGAAGAGGAGGAGCUCUCGUUGUCGGGCCCUUUCACACCACCACCGCGUGUUCCACCUCCGUCCGGCGGCAUAUCCUCGCCGUCCCCAAGAAAAGGCGGCGGGUGCGUCGUCCGGUCAAAUUUUGGGAACAAACCGGCGGUGAGGGUGGAAGGGUUCGACUGCCUCGACAGGGACAGCAGGAACUGCAGCAUCCCUGCUCUGGCAUAGACACAGAGAGAUCCUUCAUAACCCACUUCGCUCUCCACCACAAACUCGAAGCAAGCUUUCGGUACAUAUAGGCUAAAACAAAGUUAAUCAAUAGAACAGGAAACAAACAAGUCAAGUACUCAACUUUCAGUAGCAUCAACGAGGAGCAAGCAGGCUUUUGGUUUAUUCAGAGUUUCUCUCGAGAGGGUAAGAUCAAACGAUCCUUUUUUUUUAUUGUUGUAUAUAUUAUCCAUAAGAGAAGGAAGGAAGGGUCUGGUUUUUUGUAUGUAAAUGCCCAUGAGAGUGUUGUCAAUUGUCAUUGUAAGUAAGCAAGCAGAGGAGUCAUUUCAUUUUUAGCUAGAAUAAGAGAUGGACACGGAGGAUCCUUUUUCGCACAAUCCUUUUUGAGUAGUUGCUGUUCUUCGAUGGUGUGGUUUAGAGAAGCACCAUCAUCAUGAUGAUCAUCUUUCCUUUUUCUUUUGGGUUGUUGAUGAGUGAGUCCUUGAAGGCCAGGAAGUUCAAUUGUCAUUGUAAGUAAGCAAGCAGAGGAGUCAUUUCAUUUUUAGCUAGAAUAAGAGAUGGACACGGAGGAUCCUUUUUCGCACAAUCCUUUUUGAGUAGUUGCUGUUCUUCGAUGGUGUGGUUUAGAGAAGCACCAUCAUCAUGAUGAUCAUCUUUCCUUUUUCUUUUGGGUUGUUGAUGAGUGAGUCCUUGAAGGCCAGGAAGUUCAAUUUGUACAAAUAGGACAUGGGAGCCUAAGGUUUGUAGUUGGAGAGUUAUGCUACACAAUCAAUGUAACCCCUUUUGUUCUGGGUGAUGAAUGUAAAUAGAACAAGCUUCUGUUUGGUUAUCAGUUUCUCCACUUGCUCUCUCUAGCAUAGUUUGUGGCAGAUGCUUUGUUGGCGUGAUAAUGGCGGUGGAUGGUGAUGGGUAGAUGGAUGGUGAUGAUUGAAUUGAAUGAUAGUGGUGGUGAUGGUGAUGAUUCUUCGCUUGUGAGUCACGCCAUGUGUUGCAGAAGGGGAGUGGGGUCCUGUGGCCUGCCAUUGGGAAGGUAACCCUACCCUGCCCAUUGGAUCGGGGUUGAUGGGCAAAUAACUUAAUUCUGGAAAUUUGCAGGGAGGCUGACAGUGGCACUUGUCUGGUGUCGUGGGGCGCAAAGCUCUGACCGCCCUUCUGGCGAUAUGCCUCUCUCUGUCUUGUGUGAAAAGGAAAAGGCGGGGCCUUUGGCUUUGGCCAACAGCGAGCAUGGGGAACAUAAAAGGGAUUGGGAUUGAUUGCACAUGAUCAUGAUUGUUUAUUGAGUAUUAUUAUUAUUAGGUUGGUUGUUUGUGGGAAAGCAAAUUGUGCAAUCAGAUUCAGAUCCGGGCGCGGUGAGUAGUUCUUCUGUGGAAAAAAAUGUGCGCUCGGAUACGCUGACCAGAUCUGAGGGUUUGAUUCAACGUUUUCGGUCUCUGCAAUUUUUUGAGGGUUCAGAAUAGAUUAAGAGUAAAGAC